This is a messenger RNA of Patella vulgata (common limpet), 1979 nucleotides long. Its product is annotated as osteoclast-stimulating factor 1. Gene Ontology annotation, molecular function: protein binding. Gene Ontology annotation, biological process: signal transduction. The transcript has 8 exons. NCBI's taxonomy places the organism in Eukaryota, Metazoa, Mollusca, Gastropoda, Patellidae. The record is from RefSeq and is a predicted model, not a curated record. Bases 96 to 749 code for a protein of 217 amino acids.
AAAAGUUCUUUGUUAAUCCAUAGGUUAAUCGAGUCUAACCCGGAAGUUAAUAAAAAGUGGAGAAAAGUUUCUUCAACUUUCUGACUAACGCAGAGAUGGCUAACCGUCCAAGACCUACGAGGCCACCGCCUUUGGUCCCAAAACCAGGUCAAGUAAAAGUCGUACAAGCUCUAUAUAAAUAUGAUGCACAACAGCCAGAUGAAUUAUCUUUUGAUGAAGGAGAUACAUUAUAUAUUCUCGAUAUGUCAGAUUCUAAUUGGUGGAAAGCUAAAUGUGGUAAAAGAGCUGGUCUCAUACCCAGUAACUAUGUGAGUGAACAUACAGAAUCAAUAGAUCAUCCAUUACAUGAAGCAGCUAAAAGAGGUAACAUGGAUUUUAUGAGUGAAUGUAUAGCAAAUAGAGUGUCUGUGAAUGGAUUAGAUAAAGCAGGAUCAACACCUUUACAUUGGGCAUCACAUGGUGGACAUAUGGAAUGUUUAAAAUCUUUACUCGAUGUUGGUAAUUGUGAAGUUGAUGUUAAGAACAAGUUAGGUGAUACACCACUUCAUUCAGCAGCUUGGAAAAAUCAUGCCGAGGCAGUACGGAUGUUACUUAGUUUUGGUGCAAACCCAAAUAUAAGGAAUAAUGAUGGUAAACUUCCAGUAGAAUUAACGAAAGAUCCACAAACAGCUGCCUUAUUAAAAGAAGCAGCUGGAUUGACAUCGGAUAGAUAUUCCGAAGGUUAUGUGGAUGAUGAAGAUUCAGAUUAGAAGAGUAUAUAAGUAUAAUAACAUAUAUAUAUUAUAAACAACUGGGGACCAUUAUACCUCUCUCUUUUAUUACAGUACAUCAAAUUUAAAUCUUUAUCAUACAAUUUAUCUCAUGUUACACAAAACGAUCUGUUAUUUAAAUUUUAUUUUGCUAAUAAGAUAUAAAGCUUUAUGUACAGCAUUUGUAGUAAGUUUGUACUUAAUUGUCGUUAACUAUUUUCAAACAGUAGGCUUGGAAAUAAUGAUUGUAUGUAUAUAUGACAAAUCAACUAGUAUCAGACAUUUUUAGCCUUUUGUCGGGCAUAUAUUAAAAUAUCAAUAACAAAACAAAAAAAAUGGGAUUAUGUCUGAUGAAGCCUGCUGUCUGAUGCUGUCUGUGACAGGUAUGUAUUUCCGGCUUUAAAAUAAAUUCAUUUUCUGUAACAUACAUUUACUUUUGUUUUAGAUCAUUUAAAAAAUAACAGUAUUUUUGUAUAUUUGAGUUUCUAAGGUAUUAAAAUCAUGUUACCAUUAGUUGAUUACGUUAGUUUUAUUAUUCACAUAAAGCUUAUGAAUUAUAUCUUCGUAAACAUUGUCAUUAUGUCUUUCAAGCAAACAUCAUGCUUUAUUCUGAAUUUCCACAUUGUAUUAUAUUGUCUUUUUAAACAUGUAACACUGAGAGAGAAAGAAUGGUAUUUAACUCUGUAGGGAGAUAUACAAAGGUUAAUAAGAUCAUUUUAUUCUGAUUUUACUCAAUUUCUAAUGAAUAUUGACAAAUAAAUUGGUUUAAUAGUUGCUGAGAAAAAGGCACUUUUAUUCCAGGGUCUCACACAAUUAUGUUACACAAGUGUGAAAUUUGUUUGAACCUGCUAAAACAACUAAUCCUACACUUUUCAAACCUGAGUUUCACAUCAUACAUAGAGACAACAAAUCUUCCCUCUAAUAUUAAUAUGGAAAUAUCCUUAUUUGGGUAGGGAGAACCUAUUAAUAUUAUUUUGUCUUUGAUCCCUUGAAGACUACUGAAUGAUUCAAAUGACCAUCAAUACAUGUAUGUCAUUAUGCAACAUUAAAUUUUAAGGAGGAUUAUAAAAGUGAAUUGUUAAACUUGUACAUGUUUUUAUUUAAUGUAUGUAAUUAUUAUAUUUGCUGUUAUUUAUCUAAGUUUAUUUCUUGUUGAUAUUAUUUUAACUAUUCAUGGCUAUUUGUGAUCAGUUGUUUGCACUUUUCUCUUGAUUUUAAAAAAAAAAGAAU